ACACAACCAGGAGACCCAUUUUUCCGGGACCGGCCCCGAGCCGGUCGGCUGACCGCUCGGCACCCCGCCCCCAAUUGACUUGGACUCCUCCCUCGAGCCUGGUCACUUUUCGGCAAACUUUCCCCCCCCCCCCCGCCGCCCCAUCCAAACACCAACCCAUCAUGUGGCGCCAGGCUUCCAAGUACCGCCAUGCGGUUCCCACUCCCGGCAAGCCCGAGGCUUCCUUCACCGACCUCACGCUGAGCGAUCUGUCCGGUUCUGGUGUCGGCAUUUCCGAGGCGUCUCAUGGUAUUGCCGCCAGCACGGCAUGGAUCGCGCUGCCGGUUGGUUCGCGCGGGGAUUCCUUCGGGGUCCUGCCGUUGGAUCGCCCCGGCCGGGCGGCCGAUGUCAUGGUCACCCUGCCGAGCGCGCACGGUGGCCAGGCUCUGACCGAUUUGGCUUUCUCCCCCUUCGAUUCGAACGAGCUGUGCACCAGUGCCGCCGACGGCACCGUGCGCCUGUGGCGCGUGACUGACAACGGCCCGGAUGCCCCCUCGGUCGGUCUCGUCACCGAGCUGCUUGGUGCUUGUGGCGGGUCCGGCAAGCCGGUCGAGGUGGUUCGGUACAACCCCACCGCCAAGGGGAUCCUGGCCGCGGCCGGUGGCUUUGGCUCGGUGGCCAUCUUCGACGUGUCGACCGCCGAUGGGGCCGGCGUCUUUGCCCCCUCCAUGCGCCUGGCUCACAAGGAUGCCACCUCGGUGAAUGCCCUCUCUUGGGACUAUGCUGGCUCGCGCCUGGCCACCACGUCGACUGGCACCGGCACCGGCGGCCAGCUGAACGUCAUUGACCCGCGCACCGCCGGCAGCUUCGAGUCCACCAACUGCCACAUGGGCCCCGGCAAGCAGAUGGUCGAAUGGCUGGGCACGCACAUUGCCGGUGGCCAUGGCCUUCUGACCACCGGUCGCGGUCGCCAGCGCGAGUCUGAGAUCGCCCUUUGGGACGCGCGCUCCCUCGGCGGUCCGCUCACUCGGCAGGUUCUGGAUUCCUCCGGUGGCCGUGGUGCGGUUUUGCCCCUGUUCGAUCCCGACACCGGGAUGCUCCUGCUGGCCGGCAAGGGCGAUCAGAUGACCCGCUGGUAUGAGCUGGUCGAUCGCCAGAAUGAUUGGUUCUCGUGGGCCGGCGCGCCGUCCCUGGCGCAGGAGCCCCAGCGGUCGGCCACCCUGGUGCCGAAGGCCGCCAUGAAUGUCAUGACUGGCGAGGUGGUUCGCAUGCUGCGCGUCACCUCCAAGGGCAUGUCCCAUGGUGCGAUUGUGCCGCUUUCCUUCACCGUCCCGCGCAAGUCCUACGCCGACUUCCAUGAGGACAUCUUCCCGGAGACUCGCGGUCAGACCCCCGGCGGGUCUGCGGCGCAGUGGCUGGCCGGUGCCGACACCUCGGCCGUCCCACUGGUGUCCCUGGACCCGGCCCGUCGUGCUCAGGCGGCCCCCACCUCUGACGGCACGGUCGCCGCCGCCGACGCCGCCGAGGCUACGGCCCCUACUUCGCCGGCGUCGGCUGGCGCUGCCGGCCCUGCUGCUGUCUCCACCUCUCAGGAGGUGGCCCCGGCUCAGGAGGAGGCCGAGGAGGAGGCCGAGGCCUGCUAUUCGCCGACGGCUGCCGCCGCGGCCGCCGCGGUGCGUUUCUCCCGGCCCGCCGGCCUGCGCUUCACCGCCGGGCGUGUGAUGACCGAGGCCUCCGUCGCCACGUACACCCACAUGCGCGAUGUGGCCAUCCGCUUGACCGGCGAGACGGACGCCCUCUUCAGCUCGGAGGACUUCCUGGCCUUCCCGCUCUCGCGGCCCGGUGGCCAGGUGGCCGUCCUGCCGACCCAGGCCAAUGGCGCGAUCAACGGCCGCCAGGCCGAGGUCCUUUCGUCGCUGCUGAACAAGGCUGACGUCCUGGACAUGGCCUUCGACCCGGCCUCGCCGUCGACCCUGGUGUGCGCCUGCGAGGAUGCCACCAUCCGUGUCUGGCACAUCCCGACCGGCGGUCUGCCGUCUCCUGCUGAGGCGGAGAAGAUUGAGCCCGCCUUCAUCCUGCGCGGCCACCACCAUCGCGUGAGCUUGGUCCGCUUCAGCGACAGCGUGCGUGGCCUGCUGGCCUCGGCCAGCCCCGAGGGCGACGGCUCGCCCUCGGUCCGUCUCUGGGACGUGGUGACCGGCACUCCGGUGACCGGGCCCAAUGGCAAGCCGCUGAUCAUCACCGGCUUCAAGGAUGCCAUUUUCGAUGUGGCCUUCAGCUCGGAUGGCCUGCGUCUGGCGGUCACCUCGCGCGACAAGGUUCUGCGCGUGUUCGACGCUCGCACGGGUGCCCUGCUCAAUGAGGGCCCUCUCUUCGAUGGGGUUCGCGGCUCGCGCGUCUUCUGGCUGCGUGACACUGGCUACCUGGUGGCCAUUGGUUCGGACCGUGCCAGCAACCGCCAGCUGCGUGUCUAUGACUCGGCCAACCUGUCCAAGCAUGUGGCCAGCCAGACACUCGACUGCUCCCCCUCGGUGCUUGUCCCGCAUCUGGACCAGGACACCGGAUGCCUGUUCCUGGCCAGCCGCGGUGAUGCGGCCAUUCACAUUCUGGAGGUCCUGCCGACGGCGCCGUUCGUCCAGUACCACAGCCGCUUCGAUGUGCCGGACGCCGCGCCGCUCAAUGGGUUCUCCUUCCAUCGGAAGGCGGCGUGCCGCGUGCGCGAUCUCGAAAUCGCCCGGUGCUAUCGCCUGGCUCGGCCGGUCACUUCCCUGGCGCAGACCCACCAAUUUGCCGUGAUUGAUCAGCUGUCCUUCACCGUGCCGCGCAGCCGGCCGGAGUUCUUCCAGGACGACCUGUUCCCGGCCACUCGCGAUCGGAGCAAGCCCAUCUGGUCGAGCAUCGGCGCCUGGCUGGCACACCGUGGCCCGGCUCCGGCUCCGGCCGUGGUGGACCUCUGCCCGGCUGGCAUGGUCCGGCUGAGUGUCGCCCCGCCGGUGGUCCAGGCCAAGCCGAAGUACUUCAGUCGCGCCGUGGCCCAGGAGAGCGAGACCGAGCGCAGUGGCCGGGUGCUGAACGACAUGUUCGCCAACAUCCGUGCGGCUCUGGAGGAUGACCCGACCAAGCUGUCGGCCGCCUCGCAGGGCGCUCGUCAGGAGGACACCAAUGUCGUGUCCGACAGCGAGUGGGACGACUGAUCGCGCCAGGCCACUGGCCGGUCGGCCGGCAUGGUGGGGGGGGGGGGGGGGGGUGGGAGGCAUCAUGGCGCACUGUGCUGGCCAAGGGAUGACCGGGGAGUGUCCACUGUCCUCUCACUCGCUCGCUCGCUGUUUGUCCCCUUCGUCUGCCUCCUGCUGCCACCUCGCAACAUAUUUCUCCCUGGCAAUUGGAUGCUGUCGAAAAGAAUGAAAGGAACAUACUGCGAGGUCGGCCGCGCCCUGUCCGUGCGAUGUUGUGCCCCCCUGUGGUGGGUGCACCCUCUGCUGGGGAGAUUCCACCUCCCGGGUUCCCAUGCUGCGCUCCCCCCCCCCUCCCCCCUUCCAUGAGCAGCCCUGUGUCGCCCCCUACCCCGGAAUACGACGCAUGUGUCCUUC
Molecule: messenger RNA, 3569 nt
Organism: Fonticula alba
Lineage: Eukaryota; Rotosphaerida; Fonticulaceae
Exons: 6
Coding region: 162-3173 (1003 amino acids)
Molecular function (GO): protein binding
Source: RefSeq, a predicted model, not a curated record